UGUACAUUGUCCAAGGUCCAAAGUGAAUAUCCAGGACAACUAUGUUCUUAAAAUUCUUUGCAUAAAUCCUACCUGAAUCAAGUUGCCAUAUUUACUAUAAAACAAGUGAUGUGAACAGGAAUUGGACUGCUUCUUUCUUUAAUUCAGUUUUCAUAAUGAUCAUUUAAAAAAACACACAACAUAAUGCUAUAUUUAUGGUGUUGAAUUGAAAUUACAUGCUGUCACAUAGUGAUUGUGCUUCGAUAUAAAAUGGACAAAAUAUAGGUAAACAUUUUAAAAAAAAAAAUGUCAUUCCUUCUCAAUGAAGCCUGUGUUUAAAAACUGUGGAAUAUUCUACCUCCACUGACAUUCAUCAAUAAUGCAGGUGUAGUUUUUACCUGAGACAGCUGUUAAAAGGAUUAAAAUGUGCAGAAAAAUUACUUUUGACACACUUGGCGUGCCAUAAGGUAUUAUAUUAUAUGCAGAUCAGUGCAUUUAGGGAAUACGGAAGUUCACAAUCUGCAUCAAGCAAUUGAACUAUGAUCAACCGACCAUCGUUAUCUGCUGAUAUUGUUAUUCAGUAUUUUCGACAACUGUAAGUAAAAGUUAGGACGCUGCUUAAUAUUCACGUUGAUGCUUACUUUUCUUUAUAAUGUUAUUAACAGUACAGCUAUGUUUAAAGGUAGUGGCAGUUCCAUCACCAAACACUCGUCAUCAGGUGUGAAUGUCACGGGUCCUCGGAGAUGACCUUAAAACCGGAUGUCCCGUGUCGCAAUUGAAAACCAAUGGCUUCGAUAUCGUCUACAAUUACUGAUGAGUUUUUGACGUGCUCUAUCUGUUUUGAAAUUUUCAAGGAUCCAAAAACACUUCCAUGCUUGCAUUCAUUCUGUAAAGGUUGCAUCGAUGACUUCACAAAGAAAAGAGAGAAUACAAAUGAACACACCUGUCCAGUAUGUCGAGAGUCAUUUCAACUCUCUGAUGAUUUUGCAGGCAAUUUAAAGACAAAUUUUUGUCUGAAGAAUCUUAUCGAACUGGUGACUUCUAGCAAAGGAGUGAAGAAAUUGUGCUCAUUUUGCAGUUUAAAUGGCAAUCACAUUGAAGCAUCUUCACAAUGUCUCACUUGCAAAGAUUUGCUUUGCUAUGAAUGUUCGGAACAUCGACAUCGAUCUACUACACUAACAUUAAAUCACAGAAUUGUUUCACUUGCCGACGUGGCAUCUGGAAAAUAUGAUGAUGAAAUUCGCUCACAACAGCGCAUUCCUUGUUUGGAACAUAGCGGAGAGGACUUAAGAUAUUUUUGCGAAACAUGUGACAUUCCCAUUUGUCGUGAUUGCAUCGUCCUUAGCCACCAAAAUCAUAAAUGCAUGGCCCCAUCAGAAGCGAGAAAAAGAAUGGAUGAAAAUCUUGGCACUUUUAUGAGUUCUUUAAAGGAGAGGUUAGAUAAAUUUCAAGCUGCCAAAGAAAAUGUAACAAGUGCUUUAGAUAAACUAGAGACAGGAAAGCGGCAGAUAAAAGAAAAUUUGGAAAAGCAAGUAAACGACAUAAUAAACACAGUCAUGGAGUCUCAAAAAUCGGUAAAAACUGAUUUUGAUCGGAUUGUGAAAUCAAAGGAAAAUAUUUUACACGAAAAAAAGGAAUGUCUUGAGAAAGAAAGGAAAUCGCUUGAGGAAACGUACACGUUUUGCAGAAACAUUCUAGAUUGUGGAAACGAUAUUGAGAUUCUCACCAUGAAAACGGAUAUGAAUGAAUGCCUAUCAAAGUUGCAUUAUUCCAAAAAUGAAAAAAGAUGCACCAUUGAAGAGAUUGAACUGCCAACCAUUGAAUCUAGCAUUGACGGAAAUGUUUUUAGCUUGGUGUUUCAAAGUGUGAAGAUGAAGAUGAGUGAAGAUGAUUCGAGUAAAAAGAACACAAGAAAUGAAAAUGCUGACAAGUGUACCGCGACCACUGAUGGAAAAAAGAGAAAUCCUGAUCAUGUCAACCCCAAAUUAUUACACACGUUUCAGGGAAAAGACACUAAAGAUAUUCACAAACCAAGUUACACAAGUGUGACAUGGGUGGAUGAAAACAAAAUAGCAGUUAUCGACCAAAGAAACCAAAAACUUAAAUUUCUCUCCACGCAAAAUGAUAAAAUUAUAUCAAAAGUCAUCGCAAAUUGUGUUGUGGCGAAUUCUUUUAAGAGUGGAAUGGCAUGUAGAACAUCUGAGGGCAAAUUGUUUGUUUACAACAAUUCAAUGGACGAACAGACAACUUUCUCAGGAGUGUUAACUCUGAUGACCUGUCAUCCAAAAUCACCUCAAAUAAGCUGGAUAUCUGCAUUAGAUAAAAUUUGUGUAUUCGAAAAAGCCGAAGUCAAACAAAUCGUCAUCACCGAUCCAAACAAAGCAGGCCUUUUAAGAAAUCCCAAGUUCGGACACGUUCUAAGGAAUGGAAUGUUUGCUGUUUCGGACUGGGAUUUAGAUUGUGUGUUUCUAAUCAGAAGAUCUGGAUAUGUAGAGAGAAGAAAAUAUUGCAGUCCGGGUUCUAUUUCUUCAGAUUCAAAUAAUAAUAUUUACGUGUGUGAUCACAAAGAGAGUCUCAUUUUGGUCUUUAAAUUGUCUGGAGAGACAAUGCACACGUUUGAUGUUGGAUCCUGUGUCUAUAAUCCCAAAAGUAUUGCCAUAAACCAGGACGGUCGAAUUUUGAUCACAAAUAAAACAUCUGUCGUUUUGGUAACACUGAAAUAAUAAUUGAAUAGCUUGCUCCAAUUAACAUUUCGAACAAAAAAUAUGCCAGUGUUCAAAGAAGUACUUUCUAAACGUAUGUAUUUCAUCUAGAAUCUGUAAAUAAAUUCUGCAAUUUUUUGUUAACACGACCUAUCAUAAUUUGGGAAGUGCCUUUAUGGACAUGUGUGCCUGUUUUGGUUGUCAUAUAAAGUUUCAUUAGAAGAUGAUUUGAUUUGAAGAUUUCGAAAUGAAUUGAAUAAUAUUUCGACUGAGAGUAGCAGCAAGAUGAAUUUGUGAAUCGCAUAAUCUCAAUGUGUGGAAUUUGUGAAUCGAAGAAAAUUACUAACCAAGAAUAAUCGAGAGAAUGAUUCUAUGACAAGACCAUAGUGAUAGUUGUUAUAGAAUAAUGAAAAUGUUUACAGAAUUAGAAUUUAAUACAGCGAAGGUACAUAGUCAACACAAUAAUUUAUUAUGUAGUGACUUAUAGACGUAAUACAGAAAUACAUUGGGUCCAUGAUAAAACUUUUAUUCGUGGAGAUGUAUCAAUGAAUCAUCAGUCUUAACAAUUCUGGCGUCAUCAUUGUGGUGACUUGCAGGGACUCCAGAUACGACCAUGUGUGAGGGAAUAUGAAUUCAUAUAAAGUCAGUAUUUACAUUUGGUUUGGUAUUAUCAUGAAAGUCUGCAUGAAAUCCUAGGGCAUUUAUUACAGCCGGAGUUGGCACACUGAAAUUCAUUCUAAAGGAAUUUUAAGAUGUUUUUGAGAAGGUAUUAGUAAUCAAUAAUUCAUUCAAAAGAUUGCAUGGAUUACUUCGACCUGACCUGCAGAUGCUGUUGAGUGUAUAUUGAAUUUAAGGACGAGAAACUUAAUUCAUGUUUUAUGCAAAUGCUGUAGCUGCAGAACUGUAGAAAAAUAUUAGGACGGAUCAGAGAGCUACAGAUCCAUCCCUUGUAAAAACCUUCGAUUUGCGGCGCACAAAAACAUGCGCACGCUAUAUUCUUGUAUUGCCGUCUCGUAAAUUUAAUACCAAAAAUUCCUAACAUAUUUUCCUACUAUGCUUGUGUCCAAACAUACUUUCAAAUAUUAAAGAUGUUUAUAUCUUUCAAGUGAUUCGAUACGUAAGAGCUUAUUUUGCGUAUGGUCAGUUUUUAAAUCGAGGCAAGAUACUGAGAAACAAGUUGAUGGUGGAGGGGUUUCAACAGUCUCGUUUAAAGUCAGCAUUUUGCAAAUACUAUGGUCUUUAUAACGAUCUAAAUCGUCAAUACAAACUAUCCUUGGGUCAAAUGCUGUCUGACAUGUUUCAUACUUGUUAGUCCGUUCUUAGCACACUGGUUUUGACUACGGAUAACUCCGUUUAUCUGAUUAAGAUAUAGGACAGACGGAUGGUGUGACCGGUCGACAGGGGAUGUUUACUCCUCCUAGGCACCUGAUCCCACCUAUGGUGUGUCAUGGCGUCCGUGUUUGCCUAAUUCUCUAUUUUUUAUUGCUUAUAGGAAAUAGGAGAUUGAUUACUGUUGGUCAUUUUCACCUUUCAUAUAUGCUUAACUGAAUAUUCUUUACAAGACGUAUGCGAUUGAUCACUGUUGUCUUCAUUUAUUCAUACAUGUACACAGAAAACCUCAUAAUAAAUGUUAAAUUGAA
This is a messenger RNA of Ostrea edulis (European flat oyster), 4321 nucleotides long. Its product is annotated as E3 ubiquitin-protein ligase TRIM56-like. The transcript has 3 exons. Gene Ontology annotation, biological process: positive regulation of DNA-templated transcription. Gene Ontology annotation, molecular function: ubiquitin-protein transferase activity; zinc ion binding. The record is from RefSeq and is a predicted model, not a curated record. Gene Ontology annotation, cellular component: nucleoplasm; chromatin. Lineage: Eukaryota; Metazoa; Mollusca; Bivalvia; Ostreida; Ostreidae. The coding region runs from base 765 to 2702 and encodes 645 amino acids.